CUGUACAUGCGAGAGUUGCAAUCAUGUCGUCCAGAGAGUAGUGUCGACCUACUUGAGUCCGUUCCAACACCACCAGAUUGUGCUUGAAAGCCAGCAAGAACUAGCUUCUCAGUGUCUCGAACUGUUCCUGACGUCAUGUGAGUCUGGUGCGACCCAUCAGUCCUUCAGGCCGUCUCCGACUGGUAAACGACAUGAAGCAGAUAGAGGUGGCAUUGGCCCCACUGUGUAAGCAGUUGUCAGAGCUGGGUCGAGUGUAUCGCCUCCUGAGGUCCUUCCGACCCCUGGUAGAGGCAGAGCCCCAGCACCUGGCUGACUGUGAAUUGCUGGGAGACCUCGUACCUCACAGUCUUGCUCUCAUGUCCUCUCUUCAGCAGAGCACCGCCAGAGCUUCCUUCUCCACAUCAGAGUGCUAACUGGUCGGUGGCCAGGCUGUCUAAGUGGCUGGACCAGCACAAGAGCGAGAAGGAGAGACUGGAUGCUACUCAACGGAGCUUUACAGAAAUCCCAGCAGAUUAUGCGCAGCCAGAAUAAGGCGUCCUUCCACCCUGU
Molecule: messenger RNA, 549 nt
Organism: Homalodisca vitripennis (glassy-winged sharpshooter)
Lineage: Eukaryota; Metazoa; Arthropoda; Insecta; Hemiptera; Cicadellidae
Product: conserved oligomeric Golgi complex subunit 5-like
Exons: 4
Coding region: 192-413 (73 amino acids)
Source: RefSeq, a predicted model, not a curated record